This is a messenger RNA of Chenopodium quinoa (quinoa), 2664 nucleotides long. RefSeq names its product endoglucanase 25-like. Gene Ontology annotation, biological process: carbohydrate metabolic process. Gene Ontology annotation, molecular function: hydrolase activity, hydrolyzing O-glycosyl compounds. Lineage: Eukaryota; Viridiplantae; Streptophyta; Magnoliopsida; Caryophyllales; Amaranthaceae. Bases 359 to 2221 code for a protein of 620 amino acids. The transcript is spliced from 6 exons. The record is from RefSeq and is a predicted model, not a curated record.
UGUUACACUAUUGAUUGAUUAAUAAAUACUUGUAUUCUAAAUUUUCUAAUUUCCCCUCUUUUACCAAUCACUCCACUUGUAGACUAUCUUGGCACCCACCCAUCUCCAUCACUCCACCGGCUCUCUCUCUCCUCAUUCUCUCACUACCGACACUCCCAUUUCACCCUCUUCAUUCAUUUUCAUUCAUCAUCAACUACCUUCACAAUCCCUCCUUCCUCAGAUCUCCCCUCCUCCGCCUCUCCGUCUUCGUGCCGAAGACGUAGCACAUACCACGACAAAUCCACCCCGUAUUCAUCUAUUCAAUCUUAUCCAUCAAAAACCAGCUCGCCGAAACACGCAUUCGAAGACAUCACCAGCAAUGUCUAUGUACGGGAGGGAUCCGUGGGGUGGACCAUUAGAAAUAGCAGCAGAUUCGGCGACUGAUGAUGAUCGAAGCCGGAACUUACAAGACUACGACAAAGGUGCGUUAUCAUCUCGGCAACUAGAUGAAACACAGCAAAGUUGGUUGUUGGGUCCAACUGAACAAAAGAAGAAGAAAAAGUAUGUGGAUCUUGGGUGUAUUAUUGUUAGUCGUAAGAUCUUUGUUUGGACUGUUGGUACUAUCUUAGCUGCUGGUUUACUUGCUGGAUUCAUUGCUCUUAUUGUUAAGCUUGCUCCUCGUCGUCAUCAUGCUGCUCCUCCUCCUGAUAAUUAUACUCAAGCUCUUCAUAAGGGUCUUAUGUUCUUCAAUGCGCAACGAUCUGGGAAAUUGCCGAAGCACAACAAUGUUUCAUGGAGGGGUAAUUCAUGUUUGAAUGAUGGGAAGGGUGAUAGCGGCAGCACUUUCAAGGACCUUAAGGGUGGUUUCUAUGAUGCUGGGGAUGCCAUUAAGUUCCACUUCCCUAAAUCUUUUGCUAUGACCAUGUUGAGUUGGAGUGUGAUCGAAUAUAGCGCCAAGUAUGAGGCUGCAGGAGAGCUCAAUCAUGUCAAGGAGAUCAUUAAGUGGGGGACUGAUUACUUUCUCAAGACCUUUAAUUCGUCAGCUGAUUCAAUCAGUAUGCUUGUGUAUCAGGUUGGGUCAGGUGAUACCUCUGGUGGGAGCACGACUCCUAAUGAUCAUUACUGCUGGAUGCGUCCAGAGGACAUUGAUUAUCCAAGACCAGUGAAAACAUGUAGUAGUUGCUCGGACCUUGCUGCUGAGAUGGCUGCUGCUUUGGCUUCAGCUUCUAUUGUUUUCAAGGAUAACAAGGCAUACUCUCAGAAACUUGUGCAUGGUGCAAAAACACUAUACAAGUUUGCUAGAGACCAAAGAGGCAGAUAUAGUGAAGGCAAUGAGGCUGCUACUUUCUACAAUUCUACCAUGUACUGGGAUGAAUUUGUAUGGGGUGGAGCAUGGUUAUAUUAUGCCACUGGAAAUAAUUCUUAUCUUACCAUUGCAACUCAUCCUAAAAUGGCCAAGCAUGCUGGCGCAUUCUGGGGAGGCCCAGACUAUGGUGUGCUAAGCUGGGACAAUAAGCUUGCUGGAGCACAAGUGCUUCUUAGUCGUUUAAGAUUGUUCCUGAGCCCUGGUUAUCCUUAUGAAGAAAUACUCUCGGCGUUCCACAAUCAGACUAACAUAAUUAUGUGCUCCUAUUUACCAUAUUUCAAUAGCUUUAAUAGAACAAAAGGGGGUUUGAUUGAAUUAACACAUGGAAGACCUCAGCCUCUUCAGUAUGUAGUAAAUGCUGCAUUCUUGGCUACCCUCUACAGUGAUUAUCUUGAAGCUUCUGAUACACCUGGUUGGACAUGUGGUCCUAAUUUCUACUCAACGAAUGUCUUGCGUACAUUUGCACGCACACAGAUUGAUUACAUUCUUGGCAAAAAUCCUCGGAAAAUGAGCUAUCUGGUCGGCUUUGGUAACCACUAUCCAAAGCACGUGCACCAUAGAGGUGCAUCUAUACCAAAGAACAAAGUUAAGUACAGCUGCAAAGGUGGUUGGAAGUGGAGAGACACUAAGAAGGGAAACCCAAACACAAUAGUAGGAGCCAUGGUUGCAGGCCCUGACAGCCGUGACGGGUUCCGUGAUGUCCGCACAAAUUACAAUUACACGGAGCCCACGCUUGCAGGAAAUGCAGGUUUAGUUGCUGCUCUUGUUGCCCUUUCUGGUGAGAAGAGUGUUGGAAUCGACAAAAACACUAUGUUCUCUGCAGUACCUCCUUUGUUCCCUAAUCCUCCUCCUCCUCCCGCGCCCUGGAAACCUUGAAGAGUCUACGUGGGCAUUAUUAUGGAGUUGUAUUGUUUCAGGUGCCUUUGCCCGUUGUAAGGUUGUGUUGUAGGGAUCCCUUGGAUCUAGAAGAGUACUGGAACGAGAAUGCAUUAUUAAGGAAACGCCUGAAAUGUAGAUCCUUAUGCUAAAGAGAAGAAAUCGUACUUUAACUUGCUCGAAGAUGUUGGUGAAUGGUGACAGGGUGAACUAGGCUUUUUGGGAGGUUUUCUUUUUUUGUUGUUAUACUUCCGUGUAUAUGUAUGAUAUAUUCGUUUAAUAUGUGUUCUUUUGAUAACAAAAUACUGAACAAUGUGAAGCUGAUAACAUCUUCAUAGCUGUCCAUUGGAAGAAGUAAUUCUUUUCCCCCUCUAUUCAAUUUGUAGCUUGUAAUUAUACUUUUGCCCAAGUAUUUCAUGAACUCGUAACACAAUUGGUAUGUA